AUGACAACCGCUAAGAAAACGACGCCCACCCUCACCGGCGUGCCAGAAACCCUGCUCGGCACAGUCAUGUCCAAGGCCGCUGAUGCCAUCAGCCCGUCUCCAAUCCUUCGGGAUACUUGGGCUGCAGAGAUCCUGACAAAGGUCGAUUACGAUUUCAGCCGGCUGGGAGUCAGUGGCUGGCUGCAGGCUUGGGCGGUCGUGCGUAGCCGCGACUUCGACCGCUGGACAUCGGAAUUUCUGGAUUUACACGCCCACUCGCCCAACGGCGCGACGGUGGUGCACCUUGCGUGCGGCUUGGACACUCGCGCGCUGCGCCUACGGCGGUACUUUUCUAGAAUGGCCCUGCGGUGGAUCGACAUCGACCUACCAGAUGUCGUUAAAAUGCGCCGCGAACUCGUUCCGGAUCCCCUCACCGACACCGAUAGCAAGCCGUGCGAAGGAAGCACCUACGAGCUCCGCGCCUCGUCGGCCACAGAACGCGGUUGGUACCUGGAUAUACCGGCUGACAGGCCGACUGUGAUUGUGAUUGAAGGUCUCAGCAUGUACUUGGCCGAAGAGGAAAUGCGAGGCUUGGUACGCGGGCUAGUGGACCACUUCGGACAGGGCCAUCAUGGCCACUUGAUAUUUGACGCAACCAAUUCCUUCGUCAUGGCAGCCCAGGGCUGGCUGAAUCCUGUUGCUAAGUCAGGCAGCAAGUUGAAUUGGUGGUGCGACAACCCUCUAUUGAUUGAGGCCUGGGCCGAGGACUUGACCUUGCGGGAGGAGCUACUGCUCAGCGGCCGGCCACUUAUGAAACAGUGGUCGUGGAAGGUUCGACUUCAGUACGCGAUAGCCGCUAGCUUGCCUUGGGUCUACCACUUUCAUCGUAUGAUGAGAUUUAGCUUCUAG
Molecule: messenger RNA, 888 nt
Organism: Colletotrichum graminicola M1.001
Lineage: Eukaryota; Fungi; Ascomycota; Sordariomycetes; Glomerellales; Glomerellaceae
Product: O-methyltransferase
Exons: 1
Coding region: 1-888 (295 amino acids)
Biological process (GO): methylation
Molecular function (GO): methyltransferase activity
Source: RefSeq, a predicted model, not a curated record